Messenger RNA from Prunus armeniaca (apricot), 966 nucleotides. NCBI's taxonomy places the organism in Eukaryota, Viridiplantae, Streptophyta, Magnoliopsida, Rosales, Rosaceae. The record is from the annotation of a GenBank genome assembly.
AUGCAAUCCCCUAGUUGUCAUGAGCGCGGCGGUGACGACUACACAGAGUUCGGAGCCCCCGGCUUAGCCAUCAUCUGCUGCCACUGCACCAACACUAAUGGACCACUUGCCAGCACUGAUGGGUCCCAGGCGAGUGCUUCAUCGGCUUCAUUAGUGGCGCAGCCUGUUAGUGCCAGGUGGCAUCAUCGGCCCACCACCACCACCACCACCCACACCACAUCGACUGAUGCGUCGGCGUCACAGCCAGCCAAGAAGAACACUCGAGGGGUAUGUCGGCAGUUGAAGACGGCGAAGGUCACUCGGGUGACCAACAGUCGUAUCAACAUCGGAUACAACGAGCGACAUCGGGCUGCGCCGAUGGCGGAGUUGCACAGCUCCUUGGCCCACGACAUUGGUCACAUCGUGCGGACCCAUUGCCCAAUGCAAUGGAAGUCUUGGAAGGUCAUGCUUGACGAGAUCAAGACGGAGACGAACUACAACUUAGAGGACCUCGACGACGAGUCAUUGGCGUACGUUAACAGACUCUUCUCUGAAAGGAGGGUUGCCCGAAGUAGCUUGAGGGGCGGGAGGAUAGUUGGGCGUGGCUCUGCGCUCAUUUUCAGGUGCCCGAUUUUGUGGAAGAACAAGACUCUUCUCCACCAUUUAGGUUCUAGGCCCUUCUCAUAUAGGAUGGAUGCACGACAGCGGGGGGGGUCCAAAUUCCCAAAGAUCGACGUCUUUGGCAACGUUUAUGUUCGACCUGGGAAUGAGUUGGCCAAGUCCCUUCAUAUGACGAUGGUGGGGGGGAGCCAGUUGGUUCUUCAGGAGUCCGCCUCCCAACUUCCUCCCAAUACUUCGAUCGAGUCUGUGGAUCCUCCACAGGAUGCUGGGUUUCAGAUCUUGACGGAGACGUUGGAUCAGACUCUUAGGAGGAGGCCGGGGACAUAUUGUCGAGGGAUGGGGAAUGCUCGGUGGAGGGAACCCUGA